This is a messenger RNA of Sinocyclocheilus grahami, 1364 nucleotides long. RefSeq names its product poly [ADP-ribose] polymerase 11-like. Gene Ontology annotation, molecular function: NAD+ poly-ADP-ribosyltransferase activity. NCBI's taxonomy places the organism in Eukaryota, Metazoa, Chordata, Actinopteri, Cypriniformes, Cyprinidae. The coding region runs from base 143 to 1162 and encodes 339 amino acids. Gene Ontology annotation, cellular component: nucleus. The record is from RefSeq and is a predicted model, not a curated record. The transcript has 8 exons.
GUAGAGCGAACAACAACCUCAAGCAGAGAGAUAUUGAGAAAAACGAAACAAACAGUAUGCAGACAGCACCUAUGCUUCCUCCAAUGUAGAUGAAUUCAACGUCAUUUAUAACAUAAAGAGGAAAAAAAGCUUUUUCGAAAGGAUGGACUGUAAGACCACAAGCAAGCAUUUGGAGAGCUCAGAAGACCUCCAGAAGCCCACUGAUGAAGGGUCAUGCGAGGAGGAAAUGGACAUAUCAGAGGCAAAGUGGCGCUGGUUCUACCUUGCCGAGUGUGGCGUCUGGCAUAUGUUUGAAGAAGUUCCCAGCACAGGUUGUUCUGUUACCAAUGAGCAAAUUGAACAAAACUACAUCAAGAAUCAGCAUGCUUCAAUGGACUUCUAUACUGCUAAAUAUACCUAUAAAUUAGACUUUUCUGAUAUGAAACAAGUCAAUGUGACUACUGGAAAAGAAAGGCCAAUUAAAAGGGCGUUGCAUUCAGCUACUGACUUUAGAUUUAUCUGUGAUAACCCAGCCCUUCCUGUACCCAGUAACUGGGAAAGAGUUAAUACGGAGGAACCCUAUCAGCUAAUUGCUAUAUGCAGCGAUACGUUUGAGUACAAAGAAGUGGCCCGGUUAUAUGAGAGAACCAUGAGCCAGCCCAUCAGAUCCAUUCAAAGAGUACAGAACCUGGACCUGUGGGAAUUUUUCUGCAGGAAAAAGGCCCAGUUGAGAAAGAUAAAACGUGUUUUAGACGUUGAAGAAAAGAUGCUGUUUCAUGGAACUGGUCACAGCAACAUACAGGCCAUAUGCACAUACAACUUUGAUUGGCGUCUCACAGGAAGCCAUGGCGACGUCUAUGGCAAAGGAAGCUAUUUUGCACGUGAUGCGAGGUAUUCAAGCAAGUUUUGUCAUUCAACUAGCAAGCACAACUUUAUCCUACAGAGACAUGGUCUAGUGCCCCCUGUUUUCCAGAGUGACCCACCGUACAUGUGCAUGUUCCUGGCACGGGUUCUAGUUGGGGAAUAUACACUGGGUCACCCCCAGUACUGCAGACCGCCUUCCAAAGACAUGAGCAUUGGCAACUUUUUCGACAGCUGUGUGGAUGACAUGAUGAGCCCGAAGAUCUUUGUUAUAUUCGACAGCAACCAGAUCUAUCCGGAAUACCUGAUUGAAUUUUACUGACAUCAAAGACCAAAAGAAAAGCUGUGAAUUUUCAAAAGAAUGAACCGUGUUUUCAUUCUAAUGAACUUACUGUGGUUGUGAGAGUUGUAGAGCAGAGUACUGUUACAGUGCUGAGGCCAGUUACUGCAAAAGUGCCUUUGGUGAAAAACUAUGAAUGGACAAUAUACUGUGUCUAGGGGGCAGAGUUAAAACACAUUUACAG